Tricharina praecox is the source of this 790-nucleotide messenger RNA. RefSeq lists its product as uncharacterized. Bases 158 to 379 code for a protein of 73 amino acids. The record is from RefSeq and is a predicted model, not a curated record. NCBI's taxonomy places the organism in Eukaryota, Fungi, Ascomycota, Pezizomycetes, Pezizales, Pyronemataceae. The transcript has 3 exons.
CCACCACCACCACCACCACCACCACCACCUUCUACCACGCACACCAUCUUUUACCUCCAUCCACAUAUCCACGUUCCCCACCCACCACCACCCCGACCAAGCACAGUCCCCACAGUCGUUCUCCCACCGUACCCGUUACCGUCCACCGACCGACAGAAUGACCCGUGGCAACCAACGCGAGCGCGACCGCGCAAAGGCCCAGAAAGCGGCGCAGGGCCAGAAGAAAUCUACAGGCAAAUCGGGUUCGGAAAUGCUCCGCGACAAGGACAAGGUGGCCCAGAUUAUGCGGGAGAAACAACAAAAAGCUGAGGAGAAGAGAAAAGCGGAUGCCGCAGCGGGCGGUGGGGGCGGCGGCGGUGAUGGCGAGACUCCGAAGUAACCUUACCACCUACAAUGUCCGCCGCCGACCGAUACAUGCUACAGUACGAACGAACGAACGAUAUGCGGUUUACAACGAGUUAUGGAUCAUACGGGUUUUUCGGUUUCGGUUUUUGCGGCUUUGCGAUACCCUCGGGGGGGGGGAAGUCUUUUGCCAAAAUACACUUUUGCUUGAUCAAGUACUUUGUUUGACUUGGGACUUUUUUUUUGAUUGGCGGUUGGUUUUCUCUGGCGUAGAAUGCGGUGCGAAUACAUUUCUCUACUGCCGAGUUAACAGGCGUUGGAUGAUGGGUCAAUUUUACAAGAUGCCGGCUGUUGGUAUUCUCUUUUGGGCCAUUUUUGUUUUUUUUCCUCCUUCGCUUCUCGAGAUGAGAUGAGCAGAACAGAUGAAAUACUGUCCAAUUUCACAAAC